UUGCUGCAGCCCUUUCUAAUCUUGUUAAACUAAGAAGGGAGGAGAAAUGUAGUUUCCAAGACCUGAUUCUGUUAUUCCCAGUAUCUCUAUUGUUAUUGAUCAGGAAAUAGCUAAAUCAGAUCUUCUAAAGAAUGGUCUGAUUAGGAUGGAAUAGUUUUGAAAUUCACACAUGCACAUGAAAAGAAAAAUCAAUCUUUCAUGCAUGCACACAAUCUUACACACAUGCAUGAUGCUGUAUGUUAUAGUCAUCAGAGAACAGGGGACUUCAUUCAAAGUGAAACAAUGGACAAAUAUGUACAGAGGAAGUUCACCAGACUAAUAGAAUUACUUCAAUCAACACCAAGGACAACAAAAGAAUUUUAACAACAAGAACUGAUAAUAAUGGGUCACUUAAGAUGGAUCUUUGUGCACAUUAAUUUCACAUAUAGGGAAUUGCAUCCACUUGCACAAUAGAAUCAACACAGGAAGAAUGAAUGAUAGAUCUUCAGGCAACAAGAGAAGAGAAUUUCCUGAAGAAGAGAAAGUAUGCAUCCAACACUACAUAAUUAGUACAUGAACAUAGAUACACACUGACAUGUAUAUUUUGGGUUGCAUCAUAGAUAAGAUCAACCUAUAUGAACUUUAUAAUUUACAAUUGAACUUCUGAAGGACUCAUACAGUGACAACUGUUUGCAUUGAGAAGAUAAUGAUGUGGCUUUCUACAUUGCUGCUCCUGAUGCUGUUGACCAAAGAGGGCUUUGCACAUGACCCGAAUCUAUUCAUGCCUGUACAACCAGCCUGUGCUGCUUUAAAUGGAACCAUACCUCAAUGCUGCAAGGAAAUCAAAAUAUACUGUCCACUGUUAACUGAUGGCCUGUACUUCCUCCGGAGUGGAAAUGGGAACAUCUACCAGACCUUUUGUGACAUGAGUACUAGGGGAGGUGGCUGGACCCUGGUGGCCAGUGUGCAUGAGAAUCACUUGGCAGGGAAGUGCACCCAGGGGGAUCGUUGGUCCAGCCAGCAAGGUAACAGAGUCGACUACCCUGAGGGUGAUGGGAACUGGGCCAAUUAUGCCACCUUUGGAUGUGUAGAAGGUGCUACCAGUGAUGAUUACAAGAAUCCAGGUUAUUAUAGCAUUCAAGCUGAGAAUCUGGCCAUCUGGCAUGUGCCCAACAAGACUCCCAUGGAACAGUGGAAGACUAGUUCCCUGCUGAGAUAUCAUACUGCCAAUGGCUUCUUAAGUGAUUUGGGAUCGAAUCUCUUUCACCUCUAUAAGACCUAUCCAGUGAAAUAUGGGGCUGGUCAGUGUGAGAUUGACAAUGGUCCAGCUGUGCCUGUCAUCUAUGACUUUGGUGAUGCACGAAAAACUGCCCAUUAUUACUCUCCACUUAGCCAGAGUGAAAUAGUUGGAGGUUUUGUCCAUUUCCGGGUAUUUAAUGGACAAAACGCAGCCAAUGCCCUGUGUGCUGGGAUAAAAGUCAUUGGAUGUAACACUGAACAUCACUGCAUUGGUGGAGGUGGAUACUUUGAAGAAGAGGAUCCCAGGCAGUGUGGAGAUUUCUCUGCCUUUGACUGGGAUGGCUAUGGAACUCAUACUGCUGGUAGCAGCAGUCGGGAGAUAACAGAGGCUGCUGUGCUCCUGUUCUAUAGAUGACCAGCCAUUAGCAGAUUCAGGAAUGAGUAACUUCCCGUCCCCUAAGAAUCAACAUGAGAUGAUUCCUCUGGGCAUGGUGUUUGGAGAGAAUAAUAAAUCCCAUUAAAUCAUGA
Molecule: messenger RNA, 1746 nt
Organism: Monodelphis domestica (gray short-tailed opossum)
Lineage: Eukaryota; Metazoa; Chordata; Mammalia; Didelphimorphia; Didelphidae
Product: intelectin-2-like
Molecular function (GO): oligosaccharide binding
Source: RefSeq, a predicted model, not a curated record